Molecule: messenger RNA, 1648 nt
Organism: Drosophila kikkawai
Lineage: Eukaryota; Metazoa; Arthropoda; Insecta; Diptera; Drosophilidae
Product: aminoacylase-1
Biological process (GO): amino acid metabolic process
Cellular component (GO): cytoplasm
Molecular function (GO): aminoacylase activity
Source: RefSeq, a predicted model, not a curated record
AUCUCUCGUUGUGUUAAGAACAAAAUUCCUCAGCAUGACUAUUGAGAAAUGGGAGAAGAAUGAGGAAAUUCAAAUAUUCCGCGAAUACUUGCGAAUUCCUUCCGUGCAUCCUGACAUCGAUUAUACUGCCUGCGUGGAAUUUAUAAGGCGCCAAGCUGAUUCCCUGGAACUCCCUGUGGAUGUGGUCUAUCCAGCAGUUGAGUCUAAGCCCGUGGUGAUCAUUAAGUGGCUGGGAACCGCUCCAGAGCUGCCCUCGAUCAUCCUGAACUCCCACAUGGAUGUCGUGCCUGUGUUUCCGGAUAAGUGGACCCACGAACCCUUUAGCGCCGACUUGGACGAGGAGGGCAGAAUCUUUGCCCGUGGCACUCAGGACAUGAAAUCGGUGGGCACCCAGUAUCUUGGAGCUAUUCGCCUGCUGAAGGCCAGUGGUUUUCAACCCAAGCGCACUGUUUACGUGGCUUUUAAUCCCGACGAGGAGACGGGCGGCGUCCUUGGAGUGGCGGAGUUCGUCAAAACGGACUACUACAAACAGAUGAAUGUGGGAUUUAGCAUGGACGAAGGAGCGACAAGCGCAAGUGAUGUCCAUCUGCUCUUCUACGCUGAGCGAAUUCGAUGGGUUCUCAAAUUGAAGGUCAGUGGAACCUCUGGCCACGGUUCCCUUUUGCUGCCCAACACCGCCGGCGUAAAGCUGAACUACGUUUUGAACAAGCUGUUGGAGUUUCGCGAGUCGCAGAGUCAACGACUAAAGAGCGGCCAAAACUUGGUCAUUGGCGAUGUGACCUCUGUGAAUCUAACCCAGCUGAGUGGUGGAGUCCAGAGCAAUGUGGUUCCACCGCUCUUUGAGGCCAUCUUCGAUAUACGCUUGUCUAUCACCCUGGACUUGGUUGGUUUUGAGAAGCAAAUCCGUGAAUGGUGCAAGGAGGCGGGCGGCGGCAUUGAGCUGGAGUUCCUCCAAAAGGAAUCUUAUGUGGCACCCACCAAGCUGGACGACUCGAACCCCUUUUGGUUAGCUUUCAAAAAAGCCACUGAUGAACUUGGCCUCAAGAUAAAGCCCAUCGUGUGCUUUGGGGCCACGGAUUGCCGCUUUAUUCGGCAGCAGGGAACGCCAGCCAUUGGCUUCUCUCCGAUCAUUAACACUCCUGUCCUGAUCCACGAUCACGAUGAAUUUUUGCAGGCAGAUAUUUACCUGAAUGGCAUUGAGGUCUACAAGAAGAUUAUUCGCAACCUCACUGAGGUCUAGUAUAUCUAUUAAAGUUUCUUGUUUAUCAAGGAUACUUUAUUUCCAUGUUUAAUGUUAAUUUUUUGAGGGUUGAAAAUGUUGUUAACUCAUCCGUCAUAGAAGCGCCGUUCACCGAGAGGUUGUUAACCCCUGUUAAUGAACUGUUUACAUUGCCUAACUGCUGGAUGAGGAAGUCGAGGAAAGUCGAGAACUGCCGCUGCUGCUAUUGGCCAAAUACUUUAAAGAAGUUAACGCUAGCUUCUGUCUAGACAAAGGUGUGGUCAGUGCCAGUCAAAAUCUACCUCCUGUCUAUGCCGAGCAAUUAUUGUUUAUAGUCGAGUAAAUACCCAAUUCUGGUUGGGUUUAUUGAACCCAUUAGCCCGGGUUCUAUUAUAACCUUAAAAAUAUAUUUUGAUACUUUAAAACUCA